Brassica napus (rape) is the source of this 595-nucleotide messenger RNA. RefSeq names its product PLASMODESMATA CALLOSE-BINDING PROTEIN 1-like. The transcript has 4 exons. The record is from RefSeq and is a predicted model, not a curated record. Lineage: Eukaryota; Viridiplantae; Streptophyta; Magnoliopsida; Brassicales; Brassicaceae. The coding region runs from base 1 to 447 and encodes 148 amino acids.
AUGUUUCUAGCUCUCUUCCUUCUCUUGGCCUUGACCACAUCUUCAAGUGCAAAUUACUGUCUCUGCAAAGAAGGGGCAGGAGACAAGGCACUUCAAGCAUCAAUAGACUAUGUUUGUGGAAAUUUAGAUUGCAACCCAAUCCGUGACAAGGGUGCUUGUUAUCAACCAGACACCAUCAAAAGCCAUUGUGAUUGGGCUGUUAACAGCUACUUCCAGAGUCAAGCUCAAGCCCCUGGAAGCUGCGUAUUCACUGGAACUGCCACUACCAGUCAAAACCCACCUUCAAAUUUGGUUACCGGAUGUGUCUAUCCUUCAAGCCCUAGCUCUCCAGGGUCGCUUCCUUCAACUACACCAUCACCGGGAACAAACAAGACAAACGGUGCUUCCAGUUUGGUCAUUUCCCCUGCUUUCGCAAUCUGUUUAUCAACACUAGCGCUUCUGAUGUAACGUUCGUGUGGAGACAAAGACAUCCACAUGGGUCCGUCUUUGGUUCCCUUUUGGGUGGAAAAGGAAGCUUCAGUGGUCAUUGUGGUUUAUAUUUAUGGGAAAGUUGCUCUAAUUAGAAUCUUAAGUAAAUAAAUAAAAUAAAAACAGA